Canis lupus familiaris (dog) is the source of this 1886-nucleotide messenger RNA. RefSeq names its product ubiquitin conjugating enzyme E2 B (gene UBE2B). Gene Ontology annotation, cellular component: HULC complex. Gene Ontology annotation, biological process: DNA repair; protein polyubiquitination; proteasome-mediated ubiquitin-dependent protein catabolic process. Bases 170 to 628 code for a protein of 152 amino acids. The transcript has 7 exons. The record is from RefSeq and is a predicted model, not a curated record. Gene Ontology annotation, molecular function: ubiquitin conjugating enzyme activity. Lineage: Eukaryota; Metazoa; Chordata; Mammalia; Carnivora; Canidae.
GUCCUCCAGACCAGCAAAGCCCUGAGGCCAGGAAUCAAAGGCAAUGGAAGGAGGGAACUCAACACCUCUGAGCAACCUGGUGGACAUCUCAGACCCAUCUGCACCUUACUUGCUGGUGUAGGAAACCUGAAAUGAGUUAUCCAGACUGACCGCGGGGCAGCUGGGGAGCAUGUCGACUCCGGCCCGGAGGAGGCUCAUGCGGGAUUUCAAGCGAUUGCAAGAGGACCCACCUGUGGGUGUCAGUGGCGCACCAUCUGAAAACAACAUUAUGCAGUGGAAUGCAGUUAUAUUUGGACCAGAAGGGACACCCUUUGAAGAUGGUACUUUUAAACUAGUAAUAGAAUUUUCUGAAGAGUAUCCAAAUAAACCACCAACUGUUAGGUUUUUAUCCAAAAUGUUUCAUCCAAAUGUGUAUGCUGAUGGUAGCAUAUGUUUAGAUAUCCUUCAGAAUCGAUGGAGUCCAACAUAUGAUGUAUCUUCUAUCUUAACAUCAAUUCAGUCUCUGCUGGAUGAACCGAAUCCAAACAGUCCAGCCAAUAGCCAGGCAGCACAGCUUUAUCAGGAAAACAAACGAGAAUAUGAGAAAAGAGUUUCGGCCAUUGUUGAACAAAGCUGGAAUGAUUCAUAAUAGACAACUGGUCUGUUAAUUUUUUUCAUCAUUGUUGUGUAUAAUUUACCUCUCAGUAGAAAGGCUAACAAAUUUUAAGUGCCACAGGUUUUAAGGAUUCUGCAGAAAAAAAAAGUCCUUCAGUUUAGAACCUACAAAAGCUUGUGUAUCUUGAUUAAUGUACUUUUUAUUGCAUGGUGUGAACUAAGUUAUUGCUUACAUAAAUUUGUAAUAUAUCCUGUUUGUAUUUUUUUCCAAGUGUAUAAUGUUGGUGUGGAGUUUUCAUGACAGAAUAAUACACAUUUUGUAAAUCUGUACUUUUUUCAAAUAUUGAAUGCCUUAUUUUUGAAUUCUUUAGAUUUUUAAAUUGGAGAAAAGCACUUAAAGUUUUUUAUAUAUGAAUAUUACAUGUAAAGCUGUUAAAAUACAUAACUUCAGUGCAAGAGACUUUGUCACUUAUUUCCUUAUCUGUUUAGGAGGGGUUAAUAAGUCUCUAGCUCUCCAUCAAUUGAUAGUAGUUUCAUUUCCAAUUUCAAAAGAACAGAUUUAUAUUUUAUCAAGAAAUUCUUCAAAUUUGAUUCUAACCACCAAUUAUAAUUUUCAAACUUUAUUUUGAAUGUUUGAAUGAAACUAUAUCCAUUUCACUUGAGCAAUUAUAGACAUAACUGGUUUGAUUCUGUCCAACUCUGUAUUUAGGCCACUUGUUACUGUUUCUUCAUGCACUACUUACUGUUAAACUGUACCUUUUGCAAUUUCACAGUUUGUACCUCUGCCAUGAGGAAUUGGCACCUCUACGGGAAUAGAGAGCUAAUGCAACUUACUUUGCUGCUUGAUAGCACUUUAAAAGAUUUUUGAUAAUGAAGAAAGUAAAACAGUAAACAUUUAUUAAAAUUCACGCCCCACUAUUAACACUGAGUAAGAAUUGGUUGCAUUGGUUUAGUAAGGCAGAUACUUGGAAGGAUUCUUGGUGUAACUUAAAAUAUUUGAAAACUGCCUUUUAAUGCAAUUGCAUAUGUUUAUUCUGGAAAAAUGUUUUAAUAUCAGGGCCUGCUGAGUUGCUUUCUCUUGUGGAGAUUUUUUUUUUUUUUAAUCUCCUAAGUUGUAUAAAAGUUGUACUGCAUCUUAGUUUACUGGAUAAAUUUAAAACACAGUAUUGUAGAAAGCUUAUACAAAGCUAUCCUAUGCCUUCAAAUAGUACAGAAAAUGGAAAAUAUACAAGUAAAUUCUGUUGAACCACCUGUGUAGUCUUUCUAGUAGUUAAAAACAGCUAUUUGAGUAA